This is a messenger RNA of Canis lupus familiaris (dog), 3137 nucleotides long. RefSeq names its product F-box and leucine rich repeat protein 5 (gene FBXL5). The transcript is spliced from 11 exons. NCBI's taxonomy places the organism in Eukaryota, Metazoa, Chordata, Mammalia, Carnivora, Canidae. Gene Ontology annotation, biological process: intracellular iron ion homeostasis; SCF-dependent proteasomal ubiquitin-dependent protein catabolic process. The coding region runs from base 508 to 2418 and encodes 636 amino acids. The record is from RefSeq and is a predicted model, not a curated record. Gene Ontology annotation, cellular component: SCF ubiquitin ligase complex. Gene Ontology annotation, molecular function: protein binding.
GGCGCGCCCACCCCGGGGGCGGCCGGUGUCCAGUCCGCUCGCGCACGCGGCGCCGCAGGCCUCCGAGCCUCGGUCGGUCGGUCCGGGGCACCCACUGCCGAGGCCUUUGGCCUGCGGGCCGGGAGGUCGAGCCUGCCACCUGGGAGCCACCUGGGAGCCACCUGGGAACGGCAGCGGGGCAAAGUGCGGCCUGGGAGGGCCCGCGGGCGCGCGGAGCAGCCACCCCAGCAAACGGGCGUCUCGCCCGCUGCUCCCGGCCUCAGCGCGGCCAUUGUGCUCGGCCGCCCCGGCCUCAAGGCCCGCUGGGCGUAGCGGCAGCGCCGGCAGCGCCCCACAGCGACAGCCCACCCCUUCGGGCGACGUGUUUCAUGUGGUGAAACAAACAGGGUAAAAAGACUUGGUUUCUCUCCGAACGCGGCGGCGGAGCUUUCUAAAACGAACUUUUCCAACAACAAUGAUUUCCGUGCUCUUCUGCAGUCUCUGUAUGCUACUUUUAAGGAGUUCAAAAUGCAUGAGCAGAUCGAAAACGAAUACAUUAUUGGUUUGCUUCAACAACGCAGCCAGACCAUUUAUAAUGUACAUUCUGACAAUAAACUCUCUGAGAUGCUUAGCCUCUUUGAAAAGGGACUGAAGAAUGUUAAGAAUGAAUGUGAGCAGUUAAAUUAUGCAAAACAGUUGAAAGAGAGAUUGGAGGCUUUUACAAGAGAUUUUCUUCCUCACAUGAAAGAGGAAGAGGAGGUUUUUCAGCCAAUGUUAAUGGAAUAUUUUACCUAUGAAGAGCUUAAGGAUAUUAAGAAGAAAGUGAUUGCACAACACUGCUCUCAGAAGGACACUGCGGAACUCCUUAGAGGUCUUAGCCUGUGGAAUCAAGCUGAGGAGCGACAGAAGUUUUUUAAAUAUUCUGUGGAUGAAAAGUCAGAUAAAGAAGCGGAAGUGUCAGAACAGUCCACAGGUAUAACCCAUCUUCCUCCUGAGGUAAUGCUGUCAAUUUUCAGUUAUCUUAAUCCUCAAGAAUUAUGUCGAUGCAGUCAAGUAAGCACUAAAUGGUCUCAGCUCGCAAAAACUGGAUCGCUUUGGAAACAUCUUUACCCUGUUCAUUGGGCUAGAGGUGACUGGUAUAGUGGUCCAGCAACUGAACUUGACACUGAACCUGAUGAGGAAUGGGUGAAAAACAGAAAAGAUGAAAGUCGUGCUUUUCAGGAGUGGGAUGAAGAUGCUGAUAUAGAUGAAUCUGAAGAGUCUGCAGAGGAGUCGAUUGCUAUCAGCAUUGCACAAAUGGAAAAACGUUUACUUCAUGGCUUAAUUCAUAACAUUCUACCCUAUGUUGGCACUUCAGUAAAAACUAUAGUAUUAGCAUACAGCUCUGCAGUUUCCAGCAAAAUGGUUAGGCAGAUUUUAGAACUUUGUCCUAACUUGGAGCAUCUGGAUCUGACCCAGACUGACAUUUCAGAUUCUGCAUUUGACAGUUGGUCUUGGCUUGGUUGCUGCCAGAGUCUUCGGCAUCUUGAUCUGUCUGGUUGUGAAAAAAUCACAGAUGUGGCUUUAGAGAAGAUUUCUAGAGCCCUUGGAAUUCUGACAUCUUAUCAGAGUGGCCUUCUGAAAACUUCUACGAGCAAAAUUACUUCGACUUCAUGGAAGAAUAAAGACAUUACCAUGCAGUCCACCAAGCAAUAUGCUUGUUUGCACGAUUUAACUAACAAAGGUAUUGGAGAAGAAAUGGAUAAUGAACACCCCUGGACUAAGCCUGUUUCUUCUGAAAGUUUCACUUCUCCAUAUGUGUGGAUGUUAGAUGCUGAAGAUUUGGCUGAUAUUGAAGAUGCUGUAGAAUGGAGACAUAGAAAUGUUGAAAGUCUUUGUGUAAUGGAAACAGCAUCCAACUUUAGUUGUUCCUCCUCCGGUUGUUACAGUAAAGAUAUUGUUGGACUAAGGACUAGUGUCUGUUGGCAGCAGCAUUGUGCUUCUCCGGCCUUUGCGUAUUGUGGUCAUUCAUUUUGUUGUACAGGAACAGCUCUAAGAACUAUGUCAGCACUCCCAGAGUCUUCUGCAUUAUGUAAAAAAGCAUCAAGGACUAGAUUGCUUAGAGGAAAAGACUUAAUUUACUCUGGGAGUGAAAAAUCUGAUCAAGAGACUGGACGUGUACUUCUGUUUCUCAGUCUGUCUGGAUGUUAUCAGAUUACAGACCAUGGUCUCAGGGUUUUGACUCUGGGAGGAGGGCUGCCUUAUUUGGAGCACCUUAAUCUCUCCGGUUGUCUUACUGUAACUGGUGCAGGCCUGCAGGAUUUGGUUUCGGCAUGUCCUUCUCUAAAUGAUGAAUACUUUUACUACUGUGACAACAUUAACGGUCCUCAUGCUGAUACCGCCAGCGGAUGCCAGAAUUUGCAGUGUGGUUUUCGAGCCUGCUGCCGCUCUGGCGAAUGACCCUUGACUCCUGACUUUGUCUACUUCAUUUAGCUGAGCAGGCUUCCUUUCAUGCACUUUACUUAUAGCACAUUUCUUGUGUUAACCAUCCCUUUUUGAGUGUGACUUGUUUUGGCCCCAUUUCUUACAGUCUCAGAAAUCUUAAUUUACCAGUCAAUUGUACAGUGUUGUUUCUCUUGCAAAUCAUAUUUUUGUUUUAGAAAGGGAUUAGAUCUUUUCAUGAGGGUGAGAACAGUUUUAUCAGUUUUCUUUUAAAUGGAAUGCUUUGAAAAGAAUGUCACUAAUGCCAUGCCAUUUAAAGUAUUUUUUAGAUUGAGUUUUAAAGUCAAUGGGGAUUAUUGGUUCUCUUUAUAUAUAAACACUGUACCAAGCUUUGCAGAUCUUUUCAAACAUACAUUUUUGAAGUUUUAUUUUCAGAGAUUGCACAUUUGAAAACCAGUCUUUUUUCCAUAAUGUUUCCUUUAUUUGAACAAUUCACAGAGGGCCAAUUCAAACAUACCCACAUAUAAGGUUCUUUAAGAAAAUAGAAUAAAUUGGCUUCUUGGUGUUAGCUCAGUGAGCUGGCAAAGUACCAAUGUAUUUGUAUUUGCUUUCUUCAAAUACUCUUGGUUCCUGCCACUGUCCCUAAAUUGUCAAAUUUGGGAGGGAUUUUUAAAAAUUCCACAAUCAUUUGAAGAAAUGUAUCAAUAAAACCUACUUUGAGGACUUUACCAAAUAAA